AUGGCAACACCAACAACAACUGCAACAACACCAUCAGUUUAUUGUGAAAUUGAUAAAUUAAGACCAACACAAUGUGCAGUUGGUAUGAAACAUGUUAAUAGAAAAGUGAAUGAAUUAUUAGAAUUAAAAGAGAGUCAAGGUGUAGAUAAAGUUGCAACAUUCUUAAAAUCACAUGCAGCACCAGUUGUAUUAAAAGAUGAUCAAGUAUUUUUAAUUGAUAAUCAUCAUUUAUGUCGUGCCCUCUAUGAAUUGGGUGGUGAUUAUUUUAAAGAUAUUCCAUUAGAUUCAAAUGGUAUCACCUCUUCAAAACCAAUCAUGUUUAUAAAUGUUGUAUCUGAUUUAUCAGAUUUAAAAGAUAAUUCUCAAUUUUGGAAUAAAAUGAAUUCUGAAAAAUGGGUUCAUCCAUAUAAUAAAAAUGGUGAAGGUCCUUUAGAUGUUAAUGAAAUACCAAAAAAAGUUUGUGAAUUAGAAGAUGAUGUAUUUAGAAGUAUUGCAGCAGUUGUAAAGAUUAAAGGUGGAUUUAAAAAAUCAUUUAUACCAUAUGCAGAAUUUCAAUGGGCAAAUUAUUUUAGAUCAUGUUUUGAAAAUAAAAAAGUUGAUGAUAACAAUUUCGAUAAAGUUAUUGACGAAUCUUUAGAAUUAGCAAAGAAUGAAGAAGCUAAAAAAUUACCAGGUUAUAUUGAUAAUUAA
Dictyostelium discoideum AX4 is the source of this 690-nucleotide messenger RNA. RefSeq lists its product as hypothetical. The transcript is spliced from 2 exons. The coding region runs from base 1 to 690 and encodes 229 amino acids. NCBI's taxonomy places the organism in Eukaryota, Evosea, Eumycetozoa, Dictyosteliales, Dictyosteliaceae. The record is from RefSeq and is a predicted model, not a curated record.